GGGAGGUCAACCUUAUUUUGUCUUUAUUCUCUAUUUCCACCAUCCUGUUUCUUCUUCUUCUUCUUCUUCUCUCAUACUCUCUAGAUCCUCUCGUCCGACCCGAAAGCCUCACACCCCCCUCAUAAAAUCCAAUUGAGCAAAGAGGACGAAGCUAUCACCUCCUAAUCAUGACAACCCGAUACCGCGUCGAGUACGCCCUCAAGACCCAUAGACGGGACCAGUUCAUCGAAUGGGUCAAAGGUCUCUUGGCCGUGCCGUUUGUGCUCUACUCCCAGCCGACUGGAGUGUUUGGUGAUGACACCAACGUGGCCAAGAUGGCCGAGGAGGCCCACAGACGCUACGCAGAGAUUAUGAGAGACGUUGAAUUGAUGAUUGACGACCACAUCGCCCGCCAAAACCAGGAUCGUGUUUUCCCCUCCAAGCUUGGAAUGCUGGUUCCCACCGCGGGGCCAUUCUUCACGCGGCUGCCCUUGGAGGCAGCGUUCAAGUACCAGGAUCGGAAACGCUACAUCUCAUCAAGACGCUAUGUGGCGCCUUCUUUCAAUGAUGUCCGCCUAGUUCUCAACUCGGCGCAGAUUAUGGCUGUUACGGGCGGCACCCUCCAGCUGGCGACGUUUGAUGGUGAUGUGACACUGUAUGACGAUGGACAGAGCCUGGAACCAUCAAGCCCUGUCAUUCCACGAUUGUUAGAUCUUUUACGCAAAAAUAUCAAAAUUGGUAUCGUUACCGCUGCUGGAUAUACCACCGCAGAUCGGUACUACGAUCGCCUCCACGGACUCCUUGACGCCAUCGCCACCUCUACAGAUCUUGACCCCGUGCAGAAGCAAAACAUCGUCAUCAUGGGAGGAGAAUCCAAUUAUCUCUUCGAAUAUGAGCCAUCUUCACCCUAUCGCCUGGCACCUGUCCCCCGCUCAGAGUGGCUCACUCCCGAUAUGGCGGCCUGGUCUGAGGCUGAUAUCACGGCACUGCUGGACGUAGCUGAAUCAGCGCUUCGAGACUGUGUGCGCACGAUGAAUCUGCCCGCCCUCAUCGUUCGAAAAGAUCGAGCUGUAGGGAUAGUCCCCAACCCUCCCGAGCUGCAAAUUGCUCGAGAGAGUCUAGAAGAGACUGUAUUGGUGGUACAGCGUAUCCUGGAGCUAAGUGCCUUAGGCUCGCCUUCUCAACAAGCUGGUCAAAGCUCGCAGGGUCGCCGCGGAGUUCCAUUCUGCGCUUUUAACGGCGGCCGCGAUGUCUUUGUUGACAUUGGUGAUAAGAGUUGGGGUGUGACCGUCUGCCAACAAUGGUUUGGAAGACGCAAUGGAGGCACCACUGGAGCCGACGCAGCCUUGACGGCAAUCAGGGGCGAGAAUACGCUGCACGUGGGAGACCAGUUUCUGAGCGCCGGAUCCAACGAUUUCAAAGCAAGGAGUGUGGGGACAACGGCUUGGAUCGCAAGCCCGGCGGAGACGGUAGAGCUGCUGGAUGAGCUGGCAGAUUUUAUGCAGAAGAAACUUUCAUGAGAUGCGGGCUUAGAGUUCAACACGGGGCAUUUUUUGUGCGGAAGGCGUAAUGUUUUUAACGAGAAAGUAUUUGCUUAGCUGUGUUUUGGGUACAUUACCUUAUAAGUCAUUGCUGGAGGCGCCUUGGGUAUCAAAGUCUUACGUCGAUGGUUCUGGAUGCUAGGUAGUUUGGCUGUUCAUUAUCACGACUGCGAUAUAUCUCUGGACAUUGCUAUUAAUGUUUUAACAUUUUAUUUAUUCCCAUG
This is a messenger RNA of Trichoderma asperellum CBS 433.97, 1744 nucleotides long. RefSeq names its product IMP 5'-nucleotidase (gene ISN1). Gene Ontology annotation, biological process: inosine salvage; nicotinic acid riboside biosynthetic process; nicotinamide riboside biosynthetic process. The record is from RefSeq and is a predicted model, not a curated record. Gene Ontology annotation, molecular function: magnesium ion binding. Lineage: Eukaryota; Fungi; Ascomycota; Sordariomycetes; Hypocreales; Hypocreaceae.